Molecule: messenger RNA, 2277 nt
Organism: Tigriopus californicus
Lineage: Eukaryota; Metazoa; Arthropoda; Copepoda; Harpacticoida; Harpacticidae
Exons: 7
Coding region: 311-2056 (581 amino acids)
Biological process (GO): protein ubiquitination; Notch signaling pathway
Cellular component (GO): nucleoplasm
Molecular function (GO): ubiquitin protein ligase activity
Source: RefSeq, a predicted model, not a curated record
CCCAUUCUGUUGAGCUACUCCUUGGUUUAGCUAGCGUGUGUGUGGUUGGAUGGUUUGUUGGUUGCUAGGUUGGUUGUCGAGUGGUCUCGCUAGGAAGUUCGGGAAUGGGUGGAUCAGGGGCUAUUUGAGGACUUGGCUGGCUCGCCAGAGGGCGAUACAAGUUGAAACAUGAAUAAUAAAGACCACACAGCAAAUAUCGCCACGACCUUGGGCACAGAAAGUGUGCCCUUCGUGGUGAAAUCGUCAUCAUCUGCACCAUGACAGGCAUUGGAUAUAUCAUUUUGUGAUUUGGAGAAAUACCUCAUUAACAAUGGAAUCUAUCUACAACAAAGCCUAUAAGAACCAACGGAUGGGCAAACGCACUCCGGACAUGGACAAAAACACCAUUUUACUCAAUGAUCUGGUUGAUGUGCUGCCUAAAGUCACACCGACCAAGAUUCAGGAGGUCAUUGACAAACUAGACGAGAUGGAUGAGAUCUUGCAGAAGCUCAUGAAAGAUCGGAUAGUGAGUGUGAUCCCCAAGAGUCUUUUAAGGUUUGAACCUACCCGUGAAAUCUUGGAACAUGGAGAUGACAUCCACUUGCGGCGCUGUGAAGCCAUGUUAGCUCGAGGGAGCAAUCCUUUCGAGGUGUUUGGGUGUAAGACCCCGGGUCAAGUCUUCAAUGAAGUCAUCUCCUACGUAACCUUGAUUGAGAAUGACAAGGCCGAGCGGCAUUUCUUGGCUCGAAAGCGCAAUUUCCGCAGGCACAAGAUCCCGUCCGAGGAGGUGCUCCUUUUCUACCCGUUCUCCGUUUAUAAUAUUAAUAGUCUCUUGGGCGGCGAGGCUUUGGAUAUGUUUGAAGAUUAUCUGUUCCAAGACAAGAUACCUCUAGUUGAGGCUCCGUCCAUUUGUCCGGGCUUUGGAAACGGCCUUCUUCUCUGCCGGGUUCUUUUGGGCCAAACCAAGGCCAUUACGCAGAAUUUAAAGUGGCCCAGUCCGGCGAAUUCAGUCAGAAUCGAGUCUUUCUCCAAAGAUCCGGACCAAACCUCAGGAAUCCGAUACUUAGUGGAGGAAAAGACCCAAGUCCUCCCUUACUGUUUGAUCCGUUUCAAUCCGGAGUUUGCGGCUCGAACCAUAAAGAACGAUCUGAGUCACCACACGGUGACUCCCAAAGAGGAUAUGAUGUCCAGGCACCGAGAUGAGUCCAUGGACGUGUCACAAAAUGGCCAUGGUGGCAAAAGACCCACCAGAUCACAGACCAAAUUGUCCCAUCUCUUGCCUCAAGAUGACCUCCCAAUAUUCGGAGCCAAGAGCCAAUCCUUUGCCUCAUACAUGGAUACCGGAGCAAUAUCCAAGCACCAGAAUGAUGAAAUGUUCUUAGGGAGUCAACCGAGCAAGAAGAUGAAAAUUCACCCCAAUCUGGCACGAUAUAUUAAGAAAGUGUCUUUGGACCGCGAAGAUUACGACCGAGAUUGUAUGAUUUGUACCUUUGCCCUUACCAAAUGCGGAAUCUAUGAUGAGAAAGGAUCCCGCCAUGAAGCAACAUGGUUUAAGCUAAUCCAUUGUGGUCAUGUAUUCCAUGCCACGUGCCUUGAAGAGAUGGUACGCCAUUAUAAAGAGUUUCUGCAGUGUCCCUAUUGCAAAAUGGUUUAUGGAACGAAAGUGGGAAAUCAACCUCCGGGGACCAUGAAAAUUUUGAUUCUUCCUCAAAGUCUGCCCGGAUUUGCGGAGUGUGAAACCGUGGAAAUCACGUACUCCAUCAAACCCGGUGUUCAAGGGCCCCACCAUCCCAAUCCCGGGCUGCCUUACCAUUGCCCAGGCUUUCCACGAGUGGCGUAUCUGCCCAACAAUAGUCAAGGAAAUGUGGUUCUAAGAUUGCUCCAAAAAGCCUUUGAUCAAAAGCUGACCUUCACGGUUGGGCAAUCGACUACGACAGGGAAGGACAACGUAGUGACUUGGAACGAUAUUCAUCAUAAGACUCAGAAUUACGCGGGAGGCCAACAUGGCUAUCCAGAUCCCAACUACUUGGACCAAACCAUCCGUGAAUUGGCCCAACAUGGUAUUGUUGACGAGUAAUACGGGAUUCACCCGACUCCACUGGAACCAUUGAAGAGACAAUCGAAUACACCCAGACCAUUCACUCGCACUGAGCUCCCUCUCGUUGUAUGAUUGAUGGAAUAGCCAAUGAAUGCUUCGUUCAACCACCAUUUCUACAUUCAAAUUGUUCCUGUUGAAUUUGAGCCUAACAAUUAGAUCUACAAAAGGAGAAACAAUAAACGUAUAUCUUUCACCAUUCA